Messenger RNA from Thrips palmi, 2953 nucleotides. RefSeq names its product protein rolling stone-like. The transcript is spliced from 7 exons. Gene Ontology annotation, cellular component: membrane. The record is from RefSeq and is a predicted model, not a curated record. Bases 379 to 1347 code for a protein of 322 amino acids. NCBI's taxonomy places the organism in Eukaryota, Metazoa, Arthropoda, Insecta, Thysanoptera, Thripidae.
CGGGGUGAGCGAGUGAGGCACGGAGUAUCGCCGCUCGCCGCGCCGACCGCCACCGCCGCGCACACGACGUGCUUCGCGUCGUCCUCGUCGUGCCGCGAGUGUCUGCAGCAGCGACGCCUUGCGCGGGAGUGUGUGUGUGCGUGCGUGUGUGUGCGUGUGCGGUUCUACUGCCAGUUCCCGGCGAAAGGUUAACCACCUAGACAAGUCGGCCUCCUCGUCGUCGGCGUCCUCCACGGGGAAGUCCCGCGUCGCUGUCUCCUCGGGGGCCUUGUCGUCGCCCCGCCGCCCGCACCCAGGCCGUGGCCGUCGAGGGGAACCUCGGCAGCAGAUUCCACGCCCCCACUGGAAGUACCAGUCGCCAAGACGAACUCCGAAAAGAUGAUCAAGGAGCUGUGGAGGCGGGAGCUGCGGCUCGACCUCCUCAGGGCGGACUACCACUCGCCGCACAAGUUCACGCAGACCGAGUGGCAGGACCCACGGCAGCCGCCGGCGCUGUGGUACGUGGUCUACCGCUGGCUGUCGGCAGUGCUCUUCUUCGCCGUGGCCGUGUGCUCGGUGCUGGACGCGGGCCGCGACGGCCAGGACAUCGGCGUGCGCUACGUCAAGUGGCCCAUCUACCUCACCAACUGGGGGCUCGCCUGCUGCUGCCUGCAGGCCGCCCUGGGCGCCGGCAUCGCCACCUCCAGCCUCGUCCAGGACCGGCGCCAGCGCAGAGUUUCCUUUUGGCGUUGCCGCCAACCCUACUUUCGUUGCAGUCAAGUGAAUGUGUCGUGUAGUACGGAACGUGAGAACGGGCCUAGCAGCCCCGCGGCGACGCAGAGUCUACAGGCGCCCGCCCUGCCGCUGGUGCACCGCCUGUACUGGGUGCUCAACACCAUCUCCGUGACGGUGGCCAUCGGCAUCACCUGCACCUACUGGGUCGCCGUCUACGAGCCAGAGACGCACGUGCUGGACGCCCUCAACAUCCUGGUGCACGCCGCCAACUCGGCGCUCAUGAUCAUGGACAUCCUGCUGGCGGCGCACCCGCUUCGCCUGCUGCACGCCUUCUGGCCGCUGCUCUUCGUCACCAUCUACCUGAGCUUCAGCCUCGUGUACUUCCUGGCCGGCGGCACCGACAGGAUGGACCGGACGUGCGUGUACCCGGUGCUGGACUGGGCCAAGCCGACGCGCACCACGGUGGUGUGCGUGCUGGGGCUGAGCUUCGUGGUGGCCGUGCACACCGCCGUCUGGGCCAUGCACCUGGCGCGGCGCCGCAUCGCGCGUUCGCUGCGCGAGGCCAAGAUGGCCGCCAACAAGGGCCAGGCCGACAAGAAGGACCCCGCCGUGCAGCUGGAUGCCAUGGCGUGAGGGGCUGGCGCCGUUCUGCGAGGAGAAGCGCACAAAAACAAGAGAAAGAAAGGAGGAUCGAGACGGGUUGUGACAUGGUCAUGGUUUUGUUAGUUUGUUGUUUGAAAAGCACUGGUUUGUUCUGGGUCGGAACGCCUCGCGUCGUGCCGUGUUUGUGAUAAUGUCGCUUGGAGGUCUCGCGGCACGCAGGGACUGACAGUGACACAGUGACACUUUGCGCUCUGGAGGGCGCUUCUUAAUCUUGCGACUUGAGUUGCUUCCUUUUGCGUUAAUUCUAGCGCACGUACCAAAAAUUAUUUUAAUUUUGUUUGCGUGCGACUUGCCAGCUCGGGCGAUAUUCCAGUUUCCUGCUCAAUUUUUAUUAUCUCCUUACGUUUUUGUUUAUCAAAGAUGCAUGUGCGACGUACUCUACUGGAGAGGUGCAUAUGAUGACUGCAUGCCAAAGAAAAAAUGCAGGAUGAAAUUGAAGAGCAUGAUGAUUCAACACGCUGCACUUUUAGUGUCAUAUGAGUCUGUAAAUAGCCGAUGCUAGGAUCUGUUAGUUGUUAUUUAUAAAAUAGUAGUAGUUAUAAUGUCAAGAGAAAAUUAAAUCAGAGGCGAGAGAGCCUUUUUCUUGAUUGCCAAUGUUUAUAUGUUUUAUAUUCGAGUGUUACUCUUAUCUUUGUUUGAGUCUUGCGCGCGAGACUCUUUCUUUUCUAUCUCUCUGUCUCUCUCUUUCUUUUGUGAUAUUUAUUUUAAAAGGCAAUAAACUGUGACUUGUAGCCAGCCGAUUUUAUGAAGUAGUGGAGUAGUGGCCAUCAAUGACUCUGGACUCUGUGAAGGUCCUCGCCAUGGUCGCCUGCGGCCCUGCGGUCGCGGGCAUCGCCCUCAACUAGUCUUUACACCUAGUAUUCGUUCGCGUCCAGGAACGGCAGCAGAGGUAUUCCAAGCGUUCGUCGUAGCGAAGUAGCGUUAAAGUUGCUUGUGCGGGCAGGAGGGCGUUCGAUGCCAGGCUUAGAACGACCCUUUUGUGAAUCUCUUUUAAAUGGCACAUGACUUUUAAUUGUACUCGUUAGAUUAGUUCGUCGUGUACUGGUAUAUCAUAUACGUAUGGCGUGUAAUUUUUAUUUUGUGGAGCAUGUCUUGUAAAAGUAAAAUUCGAUUGCCGCGGUCUGCUGGCCUUCCCGCGCGCUGGAGUUGAAAGGGUUGCCAACCCACCGGGCGCGCAGCGCGCAGCCACUCCGGCCCUUCUCUGGCUUCGCACAUGCAAACCCUGUUCCUGCAUUUUUGUUUCACUUUUUUUUUUUAAAUUGGAAUGCUUUAUAAGCCUGCUCGAGACGAUAUAUGUCAACAUAAUUUCGAUUGGCAGACGUUUUAUUUUUAUUACUUUUACCCUUAUGUGAUUCGCAAGCUGACCGGUGAUAAGUGACAUAUUCGGUUGCUAUACUUAUGUGCUAUAGAUGUUUGAUGUACUACGUAGUUUGUUGUGUUUUUGUCUGUUAAUAGUAUUUAAAGCGUAUAUAGAUGUGUUUAUUAGCUGUCCCUAGAGUGUACGAGUCCCAUCUUCGACUUCUGUAUAUUGAUAUUAUGUGCUUGGCGAAUUAUAUUUAAUUUCCAAAUACUGUAA